UUGAGGUGAAGUUGAAGUGGAGAACAGUCAGAGCCAAGAGGCGAAAUUUUCGACUGGAGGUGUUGAGAGGGAGAGAAGAAGAGAGAGAGAGGGAGAGAGAGAGAGACAGAGAGAGAGAGACAGAGAGACAGAGACAGAGACAGAGACAGAGAGAAAGGAGCGUAAAUAAGUAGCCUACCUAUAGCCUUUACCUCGUAACGCAUCACAGCAGGACCGUCGAUCGAAUCUCAAGGCACUUAGCCCCGACAGACACGGACGAACAAGGCAGUGCGGAGCAGGAGCAGGCGAUGUUGUGGAGUGUGGGUUUUGGUGGCAGGAUGACUGUGGUCAAGCUCCUCCUAUCCUUCUUCAUCCUCCACUCGUUCUGCGAAGCCUCCAACCAGCCUCCACGCUUCCAGAACUACUUUUUCCACUCCUACCUUCUCAUCUAUGAGAACACACCAGUCGGCACGUCAGUGACCCAGCUAGAGGCGCUGGACCCAGAACAGGAGACCCUCAUCUUCGGUGUCGUGGGAGAGGAGGCCAUGAGGUACUUUGCCGUGGCGAGAGACACAGGAGUGGUGUGGCUACGACAGCCCCUGGACCGCGAGACCAAGUCAGAGAUGCAGGUGGAGUUCUCUGUGAGUGACAGCCAAGGGGUGGUCAAAGACACAGUAAAUAUCCAGAUAGGAGACGUGAAUGACAACUCCCCUACUUUCCAUGGCCAGCCGUACACAGUACACAUCGCAGAGAACACUCCAGUGGGCACCUCAGUGUACCAGGUGAAUGCCACAGACCCAGACCAAGGCACAGGGGGAAGUGUGCUCUUCUCCUUCCAGCCCCCCUCUCCCUUUUUCUCCAUCGAUGGAGCCCGUGGUACGGUCACUGUCACCAGGGCUCUGGACUACGAGACCACCUCAGCCUACCAGCUCACUGUCAAUGCCACGGACCAGGAUAAGAAGCGGCCUCUAUCCAGUCUGUCUAACUUGGCCAUCACCAUCACUGAUGUCCAGGACAUGGACCCCAUCUUCACCAACCUGCCCUACAGCACCAACAUAGAGGAGGACGCCCCACCGGGCUAUGAGGUGCGCAAGAUAAGAGCCAUUGAUCAGGAUCUGGGGAGACCGAGGGGCAUUGGCUACACCAUCAUCUCAGGCAAUACCAACAGUAUCUUUGCUCUGGACUACAUCAGUGGCUCUCUGACGGUGAAUGGACAGCUGGACAGAGAGAACCCCCUCUACUCAGCUGGAUUCACUCUCACCGUCAAGGGCACAGAGUUAAACGAUGACCGUACCCCGUCAGAUGCCUCGGUGAUGACCACCUUCACCAUCCUGCUGAUUGACAAGAACGACAAUGCGCCCAAGUUGAACAGCUCCGAGUACCGUGUGCACAUCACCGAGCUGGCCCAGGUGGGCUUCGCCCUGCCCCUCUUCAUCCAGGCUGAGGACAAGGAUGAGGAUCUCGGACUGAACAGUAUGUUUCAGGUGUUCCUAACGGGGAACAACUCGGAUCACUUCACCAUCUCCCCCACGGCAGUGCAGGGCCGUGCUGACAUCAGGAUGAGGGUGGCCGUGCCUCUGGACUACGAGAACAUUCGCUCCUACAGCUUCUCUCUAUUUGCCAAUGAGUCCAUGUCAGACCAUGUGGGUUUUGCCCGUAUCUACAUUGACCUGAUCAAUGAGAAUGACAACCGGCCCAUUUUCAGUAAACCUCUGUACAACACCAGUCUGCCUGAGAACACACCCAGCGGCACCUCCCUGCUACGCAUCCAGGCUAUAGACGGUGACUUUGGCACGUUUGGGACCGUACGGUAUUACUUCAGUGAUGAGCCUGACCAGUUUUUGUUGGACGCUGAGACGGGCUGGGUGCGUCUGAGGGGAAAUCUGGACUACGAGCUGAUGCGUCGGUUCACCCUGACCGUGCUGGCCCGGGAUGGGGGUGGGGAAGAGACCACGGGCAGGCUGAGGGUCAACGUGCUGGAUGUCAACGACAACACACCCCUCUUCCAGAAGGAGGCCUACAUGGGUUCGCUGAGAGAGAACGAACAGGCCACACAGCAGGUGGCCCGAGUCAGGGCUACAGAUGAAGACUCUCCCCCUAACAACUUCCUGACCUACACCAUCACAUCAGCAUCUGCGUUCCGUAGUUACUUCAGAAUUAUCAUGGUGGAGGGCUACGCAGUGAUCAGUGUGAACAGCCCUCUGGACUACGAGAUGGUCCCUGAAGGAAUGAUCUACCUGACUGUGAUGGCCAAAGACGGGGGGAAACCAGCCCUCAACAGCAGUGUCUCUGUCACCGUGGAGCUGUUUGAUGAGAAUGACAACCCGCCAAAGUUCAGCAAGCCAUCCUACAUCGCCAAGAUCCAUGAGAACAUCAUUGCAGGGGCGACAGUUGUGUUUGUGAAUGCCACUGAUCUGGAUGCCUCCCGAGAGUUUGGACAGUCCUCCCUCAUUUACUCCCUACAGGGCUCCUCCCAGUUCCGCCUCAACACUCGCUCAGGAGAGAUCACCACUACAGCCUUACUGGACAGAGAGCUGAAGUCAGAGUACAUCCUUAUUGUCAGAGCUGUGGAUGGAGGGGUGGGGCCACUGCAAAAGACUGGCAUUGCCACGGUGAACAUCACCAUUCUGGACAUCAACGACAAUGCCCCUAUGUGGCGAGAUGAGCCCUACCAUGCCAACGUGGUGGAGAUGAGCCCCAUGGACACUGACGUAAUCUCUGUGAGUUCAGCUUGCCUUGUGCCCUGACCCCCAAAGAUAAGCUUUGGCUUGUAGAUUAGACAGACAGAUCGCUGACUUGUCCGUAGCAAUUAAAUUGAAAGUGUGAUUUUUCGACCACUUAACACUUUUUGGUGGAUAUUAUUUUUCCUGUUGUCCUUCAACUAAACUGAAAGUGAAUUGGAACUUUAAAUGCAUCUGAAUGUUUCUCCCUUAGAUCAGAUAUG
This is a messenger RNA of Coregonus clupeaformis (lake whitefish), 2923 nucleotides long. RefSeq names its product cadherin-23-like. Gene Ontology annotation, biological process: homophilic cell-cell adhesion. The coding region runs from base 288 to 2726 and encodes 812 amino acids. Gene Ontology annotation, molecular function: calcium ion binding. Gene Ontology annotation, cellular component: plasma membrane. The record is from RefSeq and is a predicted model, not a curated record. Lineage: Eukaryota; Metazoa; Chordata; Actinopteri; Salmoniformes; Salmonidae. The transcript has 22 exons.